AUGGCGAAAUUCAUAGCUACCGUAAAAGCAAUAAUUACUCGUUUGGUGUUCGCGUCUCACGGUUUCAUUGCGAUUUGGCAAGUGACUAAUUUCAAGAAAAAUCCAUUGUACUGGUACCUGAGCUGUCCGAUAUUGUUUUUGUUCUUCGAGGGCAUAUUCACUCUGACGAUAAAAGCAAAUCAGGAGUGGAAAUGGUUCUGUCCUUCAGUAUUUUUGUACCUGGGAAGCGUGGUUCCAGCGAUUUGGCUCCUGGAAUUGGAUAAGGUAGACAAGAGAAUGAGAGCCCGUGGCACGAGUCUAAACAUCACUGAUACUUUCGAUCUAACGAAUCUCGAAGAUCUUCGACACUUGGAAAAAGCGUUUGGAGUGAACUUUCGUCUUCCGGAAAUUCAAAUAUCAACGGAGACCUGGGUGACUUUGAUCGAGCAAUUUUUAAUGUUGAUAUUGAUAAUCGGCCGUUGGAUGCUGCCGAAAGGUGACUUGACACGCGAUCAGUUGAGUCAAUUGUUGCUCGUUUAUAUCGGCACGGCUGCGGAUAUAAUAGAAUUUUUCGAUUCGUUCAAAGAGGAUAAAAUAGCGAGGGAAACAGUUCUCGUUUAUUUGACAUUGGGAAUAUGGUCUUGGUCGUUGUUGCAAUUCACGGUUGUAUUGACUGCGACGAAAUCACGAAAAUCGAGACUUUCGUCGGGUACAACAAUGAAAAAAAAAGUUCCAACUGAAACGAGUUGCUGCAGCAUCGAUGUUUGGGGAAUUGCUCUCAACAUGCUCCUCCAGGAUGGACCAUUCCUCGCUUUUCGUUUGAUCCUCAUCAUUCAUUAUCAGAUUGUCAGCUACAUGAACAUUUUUUUCACUUGUAAAAACACCCUCGUAAUAUUGCUUCAAUUGUACCGACUUUACGUCGUGCAGAGUGAAAGCAAACACAAGAGAAAGAGGCGCAAAUUGAGAAACGACGCUUAUGAAAUGCCGAGCAUAAGCAUCAUCUCGCGUGGUGAUGUUUACAAAGACACUCGUGGAAAAUCCUUCCCCGAUGAGAGACGACGAAAACACAGACGUGUUCACGACAUUGAAAUGCGAUUCUCCAACAGCGAAGACUCCACCGAAGAACUGGACCGAUACGAACUCUCACCGAGAAACCUCGAGAGAAGCAAAAGGAAGACGAGACAGGACACGGGAUACUCGACGUCGAGCUCUCGAAACUCCUCGAAAAAGGACAAAUUAAAGAAACGCGAAAGCAAAAAGAAUUCCAGUCGUCAUGAGGAGUCAACGAGAAAAGAAGAUUCCAGCGAGGAUGAUAAGCACAAUAAGAGAAAGAAAACGGAGAAAAGAUCAUCGAGCAGAAAUGACAAAAAGAAUAGCGAGAGUGGAAAAAAUUCUGUGAGAAUUCGAAAUGAAGAUGCGAGCAAGAAAAGAAACGAGAAAGAAAUUUCAGAAUCGUCGUCCAACGAAUCGACAGAAGAUCAAAGUCAAAGCGAAUCUAGCACCUCCGAAUCUGAAAAAAUGAGGCACGGUCGUCGUAAACGACGAGCGAAUAACGAUUGACAACGAAGACUCGGGAUCGUGGCAUUGAUGGUUCUUUAUCUAGCUAUCCUGGUGGUAUUUUUGUUGUUUAUUCACGCCAAUAUAAACGACGGAUUGGUAAUAAUCGCCACGAGAGAAAUCAGGAUGCAUAAUAAUUCAACAAAGAAGAAAAAUUCUUGAACUUGGUUAUUUUAACUUAUUUAUCGUUCGACUAUUGCACGGUUUAUAAACACGCGAGAUUCACCAAUACCAAUGUGAAU
Venturia canescens is the source of this 1778-nucleotide messenger RNA. Its product is annotated as transmembrane protein 26. The record is from RefSeq and is a predicted model, not a curated record. The transcript is spliced from 5 exons. Bases 1 to 1539 code for a protein of 512 amino acids. NCBI's taxonomy places the organism in Eukaryota, Metazoa, Arthropoda, Insecta, Hymenoptera, Ichneumonidae.